AUGGCAUGGCCACGCCUCAGAGUCCACAAGUAUAUGACCAAGUUGGAAAUUCUGAAUGCUUCCAGCAAUCUCUUUGGGCUCUUUGGUGCCAAGCUAGCAGAGACACUUGUCAGUAAGAGUCUCUACUACUUUGGGGGUGCGGAUUGUCUUUUUACCGGAACCAUCCCAAGCACACUGGGAUUGCUCCCAGCUUUGGAAACCAUUGAUGUCCAUGGCAAUGUUGGUUUGUUUGGUCUGAUACCCACAGAGCUUGGUGAGUUGACCAACCAGGCUCUAUUGGAUGUGUCCUUUACAAACAUUUCUGGACCAGUCCCUACGAAGCUUUGUGAACGAGUUGAAACUGGCUUGCUGGAGAUUCGUGCAAACUGCAGCCUUGUGGACUGCUGCUCUAUAAAUGCCACCAAAUAG
Molecule: messenger RNA, 408 nt
Organism: Seminavis robusta
Lineage: Eukaryota; Bacillariophyta; Bacillariophyceae; Naviculales; Naviculaceae
Source: the annotation of a GenBank genome assembly